ACGACCUCGCAAUUUCGGUGAGAAAGAGGAUAGAUUGAUCAUUUUACAGAUCAGAUUACGGAGUAGAGACCGAUAUCUUCUUUCUUUAGUCGCUGUUAUAAAUUGACUGUACUUGCGGGCGAACUCAAUUUCUGUUUUUUUCUGAGAUUGCCAUUGAAACAAAGAUUAUGGCGACUGCAGCAACAGCAUCGUCAUCGGCGGUGGGAGAUGUGGAAAAGGGCAGCGCAGGCGGUCCCCUUAAGACGCCGAUUGUGGCUCCAGUCACAAACAGCAAGCCAGUUGAGAAGCCCGAGCUCGCAAAGGACCAACAGACCAAGUAUGACUGGCUUUUGGAGAAAGCAAAAGGGUGGACUGAAGUUCCCUCGACCCAAGGCAAAGCCGGCCCUCUCACCGAUCACGAGAAACUAUGGCUUACGCGAGAUUGUCUGCUGAGAUACCUGCGCGCCGUCAAAUGGAAUGAAAAGGAAGCCGAGAAGCGAAUCCUCGGCACACUCACAUGGAGGAGGGAGUACGGUGUCGAGGCUCUCACGGCUGAUCACAUCUCGCCCGAGAACGAGACGGGCAAGCAAAUCCAGUUGGGCUACGACAAGCAGGGUCGCCCUUGCCAUUAUCUGAACCCGGGUCGACAGAACACCGAUCCCUCGCCUAGACAGGUGCAGCACUUGGUGUUCAUGCUGGAGCGGGUUAUCGAGCUCAUGCCCCCGCAGCAGGAGACGCUGAGUCUGCUCAUCAAUUUCAAGACCAGCAAGAGCCGGUCCAACACGGCACCGGGUAUUGGGCAGGGGAGGGAGGUGCUCAAUAUCCUUCAGACCCACUAUCCCGAGAGAUUGGGGAGAGCAUUGAUCAUCAAUGUCCCGUGGGUCGUCUGGGGUUUCUUCAAGCUCAUCACGCCCUUCAUCGACCCCCUGACCCGCGAGAAGCUCAAGUUCAACGAGGACAUGUCUCAGUACGUCCCCAAGGAGCAGCUAUGGACCGAGUUCGGAGGUGACUUGCAGUUCGACUACGAUCACGCCGUGUAUUGGCCCGCCAUGCAGAAGCUGUGUGCGGAGAAGCAAGCGGAGCGCCAGAAGCGGUGGGAGGCGGGCGGUAAGCAGAUUGGCGAGUUGGAGGAUUACCUGACUGGACACGUCGCCCAGGGAAUCGCACCCCCAAGCACGUACCAGGUUGCCGUCGAAGCGAAUGCUGCACCGGAACCAGAGGAUAAGGUUGGGGAGACGGCUGCGCAGUUGGGAAAUAUGAAGGUAGGCGAGGCUAUCACGACGCCGGAGCCGUCGCAGAGCCCGUUGGAGGGCAUUGCGGAAGCGAAGGAGCCUGAAGAAACGACGAAAUAGUAGAGCCCAAAUACCUGGGUGAGCGAGUUUUGAUAGAUUGAGACGCUACGAAUAUGUAGCAAUGCUCUUCGGCGGUUAUGUCACUAUAGAAUUUCCUUAGGAUAGAGGCUUCAUUGCGAAUAAUGCACUGGACCUGCACCAACAACACAUGUAUUUGCCAGGAUAGCUAGCUAACUCCAAGCUAGGUAACUUGCCCCGUGAACGGAUGUCUGACCCAAAACACAGCUGCCUGCAUGCGCCGACCAGACGAACGAACCAACAAGAGACCUGGACCAGGUCAAAUUCAUAUCGGUUCUGAAAGUUGCCCUUUUUCCCAUGGCCGACACCCUCUAUCUACAGGGGUGGGGGCCUCUCGUGGUCAACGUCGGAAACCAUGUGGCAGUUGGUUUCGUAGGCUGAGGAGGAAAACUGUUAUGGUACAAAGGUCC
Messenger RNA from Pseudomassariella vexata, 1759 nucleotides. Its product is annotated as CRAL/TRIO domain-containing protein. Lineage: Eukaryota; Fungi; Ascomycota; Sordariomycetes; Amphisphaeriales; Pseudomassariaceae. The transcript is spliced from 3 exons. The record is from RefSeq and is a predicted model, not a curated record. Gene Ontology annotation, molecular function: phosphatidylinositol transfer activity. The coding region runs from base 168 to 1331 and encodes 387 amino acids.